Messenger RNA from Macrosteles quadrilineatus (aster leafhopper), 3245 nucleotides. Its product is annotated as myogenesis-regulating glycosidase-like. The record is from RefSeq and is a predicted model, not a curated record. NCBI's taxonomy places the organism in Eukaryota, Metazoa, Arthropoda, Insecta, Hemiptera, Cicadellidae. The coding region runs from base 61 to 1965 and encodes 634 amino acids. Gene Ontology annotation, molecular function: hydrolase activity, hydrolyzing O-glycosyl compounds. The transcript is spliced from 6 exons. Gene Ontology annotation, biological process: carbohydrate metabolic process.
ACAGGCUUGUCAUUGACGUAUAAAGUGUUGAGAAGGGUACAACACAUAAUCAGUUUCAUCAUGGAUUUAACAACUAUCACCAUCUUGGUUUUAAUACUAGCAGCUUCUUCGUAUACAUUACCUACAACAAAGGAUCCACUAAUCAUUGCUGGUGACAUUGAAAUCAAGGUUACGAAUGGGAAGGUUACAUUUUCUCUGAUGAACAAAGGUAACGGUGCAAUAUUGAAAGGGCAGCUAGGUGUUUCUUCGAACCCAGAAUACAAGGUUAACCCAACUCUAUGUACCGACGACGCAGACUGCAUUCAAUUUGGGAAAAUCAAAUUGAAGGCCGUAAAAGACGGUCAGUGCUAUAACUUCAACUGGACAACUUCAGGCAACCUCACAUUAGGCGACUGCUACGACUACGGCUCGGACAACUGGUAUGGCGGCCCAGAGAAUAAUGUACAAUACUGGCCCUUCAACAACAUGACCUUCAAAGACUUCUCUUACAUCACCAAGAUGGAGGCAAACCAAGGCGUAGCUGAACCUUACUGGGUGACGUCAUCGGGCUUUUACAUCUACGUAGACAAGAAAUCUCCUUUGUUUAUAGAUGCCAACAACGAAUAUACCAACGGACUUUGCCUCAUCGCUAAACAAUACCCGCCGUAUCUCCCAAGAGGAGGAACCUACCUGGGGUACAAAGUUUGUGCAUACGACGAUGCAAGGGAAGCACACAUGAACGCGGUAAAACAUGAUUUGGGCUCGCCUACGGGUAUACCAGACCCUAGGAUGAUUAAGCAUCCAGUAUGGAGUACCUGGGCUAGAUACAAGUUGUUGGUCAAUGAAACAGCCGUGAAGCAGUUCGCUCAGGAUAUUGUAGACAACGGGUUCAACAACAGUCAGCUGGAGAUAGAUGAUAAUUGGGAAACCUGCUAUGGAUCGUCACAAUUCAACACGAGUAGGUUCCCAAACAUGCCGUCACUUGGAAAAUACCUUCACAAGUUGGGGUUCAGAAUCACCUUGUGGAAUCAUCCAUUCGUCAACAAGAAUUGUCCACUUUUCAGCACGUUGCAGGAUGAUGGCUACUUGGUCAAAGAUCAAAGUGGGAAUGUGGUGAGUACUUGGUGGGACGGCGAAGCUGGAGCGGUGGACUUUACCAAUCCUGACGCAGCUAGGUGGUUCCUCAACUAUCACCGGGAUAUGAUGGCGAACAACCAUAUUGACGGACUCAAGCUGGACGCUGGAGAGUCUAGUUGGCUUCCUCAGAUCCCCGUUCUGAACUCAGACCCAGAAGACCAGCCCAAUUCGUACUCCUCAGCCUAUACCAGAACCGUCGCCCAGUUCGGUGAUCUCACAGAAGUGCGAGUUGGUCAUGGUACCCAGGAUCUCCCCAUCUUUGUCCGGAUGCUGGACAAGGACUCCAAGUGGACGUUUGAGAAUGGUCUACCCACUCUGCUGACCACGUUGUUUCAGUUGAAUCUUAACGGAUACACUCUAGUGCUUCCGGACAUGGUGGGAGGCAACGGUUAUGGUCAGGAUGUCGUCACCAAGGAAUUGCUCAUCAGAUGGUUGCAAGCCAACACCUUCAUGCCGGCAAUACAGUUCUCUAUUGCUCCGUUUGACUUUGACGAAGAGACAGUAAGGAUAUCUAAGAAGUUCACUUCAUUGCAUGUCGCAUACUCUGGCAAGAUCAUCCGUACAAUGAGGAGGUCCGUGAGGUUCGGAACCCCCGUCAACACUCCUAUAUGGUGGGUCGCUCCAACUGACCCUGAGGCUCACUCUGUCUGGGAUCAAUACAUGUUAGGCGAAGACCUGCUCGUGGCCCCUGUGGUACAGAAAGGAGCGACGUCCCGCGACAUCUACUUACCAUGUGGUAGAUGGAAGGAUGAGAACUCCCAUCGAGUCUACCACGGACAACAAUGGUUGAGAAACUACCAGGCACCUCUGGAUAUCCUUCCUUACUUCUCCAGGGUGGGAAGUUGUUAAAGGAAUGUUUAGGGUCGCCUGUAAACCAAUUCGAACAAGACUUGAAGAAACUUUGUCUGCUGUCUACAGCUGUGAAUGCAGUUCCAUCCAUUAAUUUUAGGGAAUUUCGCGAUGUGAUUUGUACGUUUGACUGUCAACUCUUGAACAACUGUUUUACAGUACGGACCUUUGUGGACAUCAAUCACUCUUUUAGUAUAGUUUUACAAUUCUGAAAUAGUCUCACUUAAUGCAGGAACAUGGUAACAUUGAAUUUAAAGGACAUAUUAAUUUACUAAAACUGUUAAAAGUUAAAGCAAUGCAAUGAUGAAAUUUAUCGCUGUAGCUUUACUAUUUCUUAGAUUUCGAAAUAAUGUGGUUGAAUUGGUUUUAUAAUUUACUAAACGAGUUAUGUAGGACUCGAAUUCGCUCAAUUCGACUAUAAUUUAAAAGAAUGCAAUUUAUUUGUAAUACCAUACACACCAAGUAUGGUUGUUCUAUACCAUUUAUUGCAAUGUGUUCAUUUUUUCGCCAUUUAAUGUGGAACUUCAAACUCUAUAGUAAUAAAAUAAUAUGUAAAAUCAAUAAACCUUAUUAGGUAUGUAACGAGAGCUCACCCCGUGGACGAAAACUCGACCAAAAGUAGGGUAUUGUGCAGACUACUCCAUUUUCAACCCACACUGUAAAUAAAACAUGUGAUUGGAAUUUGUUUAAUCUGUUUUGAUUUUUUAUAUUUUGUUGUUACGUCGUCACCAACAUAGCAACCCAUAAGGCUCAUGUACUUUUUUAAAUUUAAAAUUCAUUUUUUGUGCUUAUUUUUUAGCCUAUUUUAAUUUAUAAAGGGAUUCUGCACAUCUACACGAAAUAUCUUUCAUUUGGUACCAACCGCCUGUAAUUCGGUCCAGUAGUAUGGUCAGGCUAGCUGUCAUAGGUUUUGCAAAAGUUUUUUAGUAUAUAGGACAACAUUUUCCACUAAAAUACUUCAAUGUUAUAGUAGGUUUUAGAUAAGCUAGGUCACAAAGUUGAACUGUGUGUGUUUUUGAACAUACCUUAAUUUUUAACAUAUUUUACAAUGUAUUUAAAUUAUUGUAUAUAGUAAUUUUAAACCCUCAAAUUUGGAAGCUGUGAAUAUUCGUUAUUCGUACUAUUUGUUUGUAAUGUUUGUACGAUUAACUUAUACUAGUUUUAAGUAAUGUCUAAAUUAAAGAUACUGUAUAAUGGAUGAUUGAUAUUAUUUCUACACACAAAUUUUAUUUCCACCUUUGUUUGUAAUGUUUGAAAGACGCUAAAGUCCUCCUAAAAUA